AUGCCGUCGACAUGUCGGGCCGACAACUUCAUCACCCGCUGGCUGUUUUCGCACAACUGGCGCAUCCAGAUGCAGAACCACCGCGAGUGCGAGGUCGAGACGACGCUCGAAGACGACGCCAAGUAUCUGCGUCAGUGCUUGCGCUGGGUCCGCUCCAACUGGAGGAGCAACCUGACUAGCUUGACCGAGGGUUACAUGUGGAUGAGAUACCCUUGGUCGCUGUACGCCGUCUUCCAGACCACGGUCACGCAAUGGGCGUUUCUGCUCGACUGUGCCCUGCUCGCCUCGGCCUACCUGGCCUUUUGUGAGGCUGGCUACUAUCCAGCAGACGAGGGUCAGCUGUCGGGCGCCGACAAGUGGCAACGCUCGCUCCUGUGGGCGCUCUUUAUCGCGCACUGGGUCUUUGCAAAGACGAUCAAGCUAGUGCCCCAUUUGCUACGGAACCCCGGCGAUGUCCGCUUUGUGCCGGUCUCGAUCCUGUUUGGCUAUUUCCACAACCUGAUCAAGCUCUACGGGUGCAUAACAGUCACAGAGACUACAUGGGGCACCCGCGAGGGCGCCGAUGCGGACGACAACAUCAGAAUGCUGCCGAUCCCGCCGAUGGCAGCGAUUACGCCUCCCCUGACGCCUCCGCCUGGCGGACGCGUCCUCCGAGAGCGAUGCGCCGGAUUCCCGAUGAUGAAGUAG
Molecule: messenger RNA, 687 nt
Organism: Exserohilum turcica Et28A
Lineage: Eukaryota; Fungi; Ascomycota; Dothideomycetes; Pleosporales; Pleosporaceae
Product: glycosyltransferase family 2 protein
Exons: 3
Coding region: 1-687 (228 amino acids)
Source: RefSeq, a predicted model, not a curated record